Camellia sinensis is the source of this 1944-nucleotide messenger RNA. Its product is annotated as putative disease resistance protein RXW24L. Lineage: Eukaryota; Viridiplantae; Streptophyta; Magnoliopsida; Ericales; Theaceae. Gene Ontology annotation, molecular function: ADP binding. Gene Ontology annotation, biological process: defense response to other organism. The record is from RefSeq and is a predicted model, not a curated record.
AUCAUUUUAAUUUUUUUUUUUCUACUUUUGGGAACAAAGAAUUUUAGCCUAAACACAAUGUUGGUGGACCUCACGUCAAGUGAUGAAACUUACAUAUAAUUUUUGUAUUGUAGUUAAUAAAUUCGUUGGUAUAUUUAUUGGUAUUCUUAGCAUUAUUGUUUUUAAUAUAAAUACACAUUGCUAUUUUUUAUUUAUAUCAAUACCGCCCGUAUAGACUAGUACAAACUUACCAAUAGAUGCAUUUUUUUCCCCUUUAAUUUUGCAGGAUUCACAUUAAACACAGAAAUGAUUCAGUUAGGGCAGGCAAUUGUCAAGCAUUGUGGUGGUGUACCAUUGGCCAUUGUGGUAUUAGGAGGACUUUUGGCAACAAAAUGCACACUAAACGACUGGAAAGAGGUGAAUGAAAACAUUAGUUAUGACUUAGGUAAGGGCAAAGGCCGAGCAGGAGUCCCAGUAACAGAAAUUUUAGCCUUAAGCUACCAAGACUUGCCUUACCAUCUUAAGGCAUGUUUUUUGUAUUUGAGCCAUCUUCCUGAAGAUCAUGAUAUUCGUGCAAAAAAACUGAUUCAAAUGUGGAUGGCUGAAGGCAUUGUGUCGCCGUCAUCGAUACCAACACAAGUAGAAGUAAAAGCGAAAACAAUGUUGGAUGUUGGAAUGAGUUACUUGGGUGAGUUAGUCCAGAGAUGCAUGGUUCAAGUCGAAUUAACAAGCUUCAGAAAAAGGAUCAAAUUUUGUCGCCUCCACGAUCUCAUGAGAGACUUGUGCUUGUUGAAGGCCAAAGAGGAGAAUUUUCUUGAGAUUGUUCGCAUUAAAGCCUUUGGUCAUCAGCUCGCGUGGGCAGACUCUGCGCCGCCUUCUUCAUCAUCACCAUUAACAACAGUUCGUAGACUUGCUGUGUACUAUUUGAAUGAUUGUGAUGCCAACUCUAUAGAAAGUGAAAAUGUUAUUCCCCUAUCUGGACAUGAAAUGAAGAAUCACAACCAUAUCCGAUCAUGCCAAUUUUACUCUUUUGGCCAUGAAUUGGAAAGUUCUGGUUGGCAAAAAUUAAAAUUACUCUUGAAGGGUCUCACAUUGCUUACCGUUUUAGACCUGGAAAGAAUUAUUUUACCUGGGGGAAGAAUGAAGUUUCCGAGAGCAAUAGGAAAGCUAAUUUACUUGAGGUAUUUCAGUAUAAGACAUUCUGAAAUUGGAAGUUUGCCUUCUUCUAUAGGCAACUUGGGAUUCCUCCAAACCCUAGAUUUAAGGGGACGGGGGAGUUUAAGAAUACCCAAUGUCUUGUGGAGGUUGAAAAAUUUGAGACAUCUAUAUCUUCCUAGAAGAAUCAAGCUGUCUUGCAUAGGUAAGUUGCGAUUGGAUGGUUUAAGCAAAUUGGAGACGCUAGAAAACUUUGAUGCAAGGGAGUGUGAUGUCAGAUGCUUAUCUAAACUGACAAAUCUUCGAAAAUUCAGUGGUGAGGUAGCCCCCAAAGACUUGGUCGUGAUGUUGAAAUCCCCAAUCCUCAACAAUUCAAACCGCCUUCUCCAAUAUUCGUCCUUCAGCAUUAGAGGAGAUUUCCGAACGGAAGAAGAACAAAGCCUUUUAAGGCAACUUUUAGGAUGCCACCAUCUACGCAAAUUGGAAUUACAGGGGUCCCUGAAUCCGGUUAAGAAAUUGGCAGACCAAUUCCCUCCAAAUCUCACCAAGUUAUGGUUGAGGCAUACUGAACUAGAGGAAGACCCAAUGCCAACAUUGGAGAAGUUCCCCAACUUAAGGACUCUCUGCUUAUUAAAGGAUUCCUACAUUGGGAAGGCGAUGGUUUGUUCUUCUGGACCAUCCAGCAUCAGCGGUGGAGGAGGAGGAGGGGGCUAUGGCGGCUGUGAUGGUGGAGGUUUUCCGAAACUCAUAUCUUUAGAGCUCUGGAAUAUUGAAAACUUGGAGGAGUGGAGGGUGGAACAAGGAGCCAUG